UUAUUCAGUGAAAAAAUAAGUGGAGCAGAAGGAACAAAGUUAGAUGAGGAAUUUCAAGAGAUGGAAAGGAAAAUUGAUGUUACUAAUAAAGCUGUAACAGAGCUUCUGUCCAAAUCCACAGAGUACCUUCAGCCAAAUCCAGCAUACAGGGCCAAGCUGGGAAUGCUGAACACUAUGUCAAAGAUCAGAGGACAAGUUAAAACCACAGGCUACCCCCAGACAGAGGGACUCCUGGGAGACUGCAUGAUACGGUAUGGCAGAGAGCUGGGCGAUGAGUCUAUGUUUGGCCUGGCACUACUGGAUGCUGGUGAGAGCAUGAAGCAAAUGGCAGAAGUGAAGGACUCUCUUGAUAUUAAUGUCAAACAAAAUUUUAUUGAUCCUCUACAGUUACUGCAAGACAAAGAUUUAAAAGAGAUUGGGCAUCACUUGAAGAAACUGGAAGGGCGCCGCUUGGAUUAUGAUUAUAAAAAGAAGCGUUUUGGAAAGAUACCGGAUGAAGAAGUUAAACAAGCAGUAGAAAAAUUUGAAGAGUCAAAGGAACUGGCUGAAAGAAGCAUGUUCAAUUUCUUAGAAAAUGAUGUAGAACAAGUCAGCCAGUUGGCUGUGUUUGUAGAAGCAGCACUAGAUUACCAUAAACAAUCCACAGAAAUUUUGGAGGAUCUGCAGAGCAAGCUGCAAAACCGAAUAAAUGUAGCAUCUAGUCGGCCUAAGCGUGAAUUUAAGCCAAAGCCUGUAAUAACUACAACUCUGGAAAUUGGUGAUAAUCAGCAGCACAAUGGGAUUGCCUAUAGUUCUUCCAUAAAAUCAUCAGGUUCUUCAGUGCACAUGGAUCAGCCUUGCUGCCAAGCUCUCUAUGACUUUGAGCCAGAAAAUGAAGGCGAGCUUGGGUUUAAGGAAGGGGACAUCAUAACUUUGACCAAUCAAAUUGAUGAGAAUUGGUAUGAGGGGAUGUUAAAUGGAGAGUCUGGCUUCUUCCCCAUUAAUUAUGUUGAAGUGAUAGUUCCCUUGCCUCAGUGAUUGUGUCAUUCAAGCUGUGAACAUGAUUUCAUGACUGAAAUGGAUUCACAAAUGUUCUGUCAGUGUGGCAUUCUGUGAAAGCCUUGCUAUUUGACUGACUUACUGACUUUUGUAUGCGUCUUUUUAAAAUGUAUUUAUUUUAUAUUCAAAAAAACUUCACCUUCCCUGAUUUGUCAACCUGCAAAAAAACCCAUACCCAGUUUUUUUGCUUUGUGCCUUGAAGAUCACUGUAUGGAGUGUUUACUGGUAGCUCACUCUUCUCCAAAAAUGCAUUUCCUUGCUAUUAUUGUAUGUGAAUUUUUUUUAUCUUUGGCUGCAAUGAUUUUACUAUCGCAAACCAUUUUAAAAAUUACUGUUAGUGAAGCUAACUGUAACCAGUUCUUAAGUUACUGAUGUCAUUGAGCUGUUUUCAUCUAUCACACUGUAAUUUAUUGUGGACAAGUUAAUUCAUCUUUUGCAUUGUAUGUUGACAAAAGGCAAAGUGGUUGUUGUCAAUAUUAAGAUGAUGUUGUACUAAGUACAAGUUCUCAGCAUUGAAAAUUGGUAUAAUUUACUGACCAAACUGAAUAAAUAUUUCUGUGGGAUAAGAACAGUGGUUGCUGCUUCUGUACUGGUGGUUCUGGCACUUGUUUGAGCAGGAGGCCACUUUUGCUGAAUAGAUCAGCUUUCAGCAACAAAAACAAUGCUAUAUUAAAAAAAUGCAUUAAUA
Ficedula albicollis (Collared flycatcher) is the source of this 1726-nucleotide messenger RNA. It is a transcript of the gene SH3GL3, whose product is annotated as SH3-domain GRB2-like 3. Gene Ontology annotation, cellular component: cytoplasm; glutamatergic synapse; presynapse. The record is from RefSeq and is a predicted model, not a curated record. Gene Ontology annotation, biological process: endocytosis; synaptic vesicle uncoating. Gene Ontology annotation, molecular function: protein binding. Lineage: Eukaryota; Metazoa; Chordata; Aves; Passeriformes; Muscicapidae. The coding region runs from base 61 to 1017 and encodes 318 amino acids. The transcript is spliced from 8 exons.